AUGGAAUCGGGCACUGAAGACCUACACCCGCACAGCCCCUCCAUGGAACACCCCACUGACCAGCCUCCCGUCCAGCAGGACUCCAUGGAAGAAAGAGGCUCAGAUGCGGAGGACAAACUAUCCCAAGAAAAAGGCAAGACAUUCUCUUCCCAGGAGGACAGUCAUCUCAAUGCCUCUUUUUCUCCAGGGUCAGAGCCCGAGACAGAUGAGGAGAAUUCAAAGGAAAACGAGACACAGGACAGAAACAGCUGCACUACUCUGUCAGAUGCAGAACGCGGCUCCAGUCCGGAGAGCUCCAGGAAGAGGAAGCUCAAUUCCAGGGACGGCACCUGCGAGAGAACAGGGGCCUCUCCAGAUGAGCGCAGUGCGACUUUGGAAAAGAAGAAACAGAAGGUCCUUGACUCUGGCCACAGCAGGAAGAGUGAAGAAAUCCGGGAUGCCCGCCCCAGGAGGUCCCAGAGGAGGCGCCCCGGGCGCAGCAAGAGGCCCAGAUCCAGGUCCCCAGGAGACCAGCCGCCUCCACUUCGGAAAAGCCUCUUGACCGCCCUGCGCUCUAUGUCUGAGGCCAUUUAUCAGAACAUAGUUAAUGUGUACAAUCAGAAGGGCUAUUCCCCGCUGCUCUGGGAGCAGCUGGCCCAGCUGCGGGGGCCUCUGUGCACCGCGGUGCUGACCACGUACUCCAUGGCCAACCAGGCGGCCUAUGUCUUCCCUGCUGAGGGCUGGCUCGUCCCAACCCCACUGUCGGCUCCCUCGAGUCCAGCCGGGGAUGGAGGAGAAGGUCCGUGCUCCAAGGACAGUCUACCUCUUCCCUAG
Molecule: messenger RNA, 813 nt
Organism: Globicephala melas (long-finned pilot whale)
Lineage: Eukaryota; Metazoa; Chordata; Mammalia; Artiodactyla; Delphinidae
Source: RefSeq, a predicted model, not a curated record